Galdieria sulphuraria is the source of this 2092-nucleotide messenger RNA. Its product is annotated as aldehyde dehydrogenase (NAD+). The record is from RefSeq and is a predicted model, not a curated record. Gene Ontology annotation, cellular component: cytoplasm. Gene Ontology annotation, biological process: aldehyde metabolic process. Gene Ontology annotation, molecular function: aldehyde dehydrogenase (NAD+) activity. NCBI's taxonomy places the organism in Eukaryota, Rhodophyta, Bangiophyceae, Galdieriales, Galdieriaceae. Bases 148 to 1575 code for a protein of 475 amino acids. The transcript has 3 exons.
CGAUCGCAUAGUUUGACAAUGAGUCAUCAUUUUGAGAUUGUCUUUGAAUAUUAUUGUCAGAAACACAUUGCAUAUACAAGCACAUCAUCAUGACGAUCUGUAAAUUAUUUCGUCAUCAUGUCUCCCACAUAAAUAUCUCAAUUAUUCAUGGCAGAUUCAGUCUACGUCGACUUGCACAAGCAACUUAAAACCGCUAUUCCCAAAGCUAGAAAUAUAGCCUUUCGUGAAAGUCAACUCCAGCAAUUGGCUUUAUUGUUGAAAGAACAAGAAGAAGCUCUUUGUUCAGCAGUUUACAAGGAUUUGAAGAGACCUCCCAGUCAGACAGCCUUGGAAAUCACCACAGCCAUUAACGAUUUAAAAGAUAUCAAGAAAAACUUGAGAAAAUAUCUAAAAACAGAAAGAAAAGGAACUGGAUGGCUGCUAGACUAUGUGAGAGACCCUGCUUUUGCUUUUGACUCGCAGGAAGUGCGACUGGAGCCAUUAGGUACUGUAUUGAUAUUUGGAGCGUGGAAUGUUCCCAUAGUUCUUACUUUACAGCCUCUUUUUGGUGCCAUUGCUGCAGGAAACACUGUGCUGUUGAAACCCUCUGAACAAGCUCCCAACACUGCACACUUAUUGGAAGCCCUUAUUUCACAAUAUUUGGAUGUCGACUGUUACAAAGCUAUUGUUGGUGGUCCUGAAGUGGGUGCCGCUUUGUUAGAGUUGGAGUGGAAUCACAUUUUUUAUACAGGAGGAGCUUCUAUAGCACGUAAAGUAAUGGAAGCAGCUGCCAGGCAUCUCACUCCUGUUACCUUGGAAUUGGGAGGAAAGUCACCUGCAGUUAUUGAUAAGAGUUGUGAUUUGCAAAAGACUGCCAGAAUGAUUGCCUGGGCAAAGACUUUGAACUGUGGUCAGUUAUGUGUUUCUGUAGACUAUGCCCUAUGCCCUCUGUCGAUGUUGAUGGAGCUCAUUGAAUAUAUAAAAUCUGCUUGGAACGAAUUUUAUGGAGAAGAUAUUCAAUAUUCCAGCGAUUAUUCUCGUAUAGUGAAUACAACUCAUUUUGAUCGUCUAGUUGAUUUGUUGAACAAUACUCGGGGUCAAAUUGUGUAUGGUGGGAAACAACAAAAUAGAGAUGAACUUUUUAUAGAGCCUAGUAUUGUAGUUGUAUCUUCUUUAGAUGAUUGUCUAAUGAAGGAAGAAAUAUUCGGUCCUAUAUUACCUAUUAUGCCUUACGAAUCAUUGGAACAGGCGUGUCAUUGGAUAGUGAACACUCCUGUGCUAGAGCAACCUUUGGUAUUGUAUAUCUUUUCCAAUGACUCACUAGUGGAUGAGCAAGUGAUGGAGAGAGUCGCUUCUGGAGGAGUUUCUAUCAACGAAGUCAUCUCUCAUGUAAUGUCUUCCUGGCUUCCUUUUGGUGGAAUUGGAAAGAGUGGAAUAGGAGUUUACCACGGAAAAUAUUCUGUUCAAGUAUUUUCUCAUGCCAGAGCCAUUUUGAAAAGAAACUUUCGAAUGGAACCACUUGUUGGUAUACGUUAUCCACCUACUACUAGUAGAAAGAAUUGGUUACUUGGUAUGCUGACACGUCAAAAGAUAUGACAUUUAAACAUUAUCUCGACUUGCCUCCUUUGAUGAGUGCCUAGAGUUGCUACUCACUCUAUCAGCUUCGUCAUUGCCUUUCAAUCCAUCAUGUCGUUGUUUUACCAAAUUUGUGCUUUGGCUUCAUUUUGUUGUUGUUGUUGUUCGUUCCAUAAAUAGUCCAGAUGUUGAACAAGAUACAAAUUCUUCAACUUGCUACUUUUCCGAUGGUUAAAGGUUCCAUUGUUCCUAUCAACCUGCAGUUCAAGUCACCUCGGUCCAAGCCCUAAAGGUUAUGGCAUAGUCAUCAGUUGGCAGUGAGAAGUUGCAUUUGUACCUUUACUGUUUUCCUUGUUGUUAUUGUUAACGGAGAACAGUCAAUCUUUUAUUUACUUUUACUUUUCUGAAAACGAGAAAGAGUCGGAGUGAAAAGUGGGAUUUUCUUGACAAGUUUGAGUCUGUUGUAGUAGACAGCGGAAGUGAUGUUUUUCAAGUGACAAAAAUACUCUAUGAUCUACAUAAAAGUCAAAAAUAACUC